Molecule: messenger RNA, 340 nt
Organism: Drosophila navojoa
Lineage: Eukaryota; Metazoa; Arthropoda; Insecta; Diptera; Drosophilidae
Product: glycoprotein-N-acetylgalactosamine 3-beta-galactosyltransferase 1-like
Source: RefSeq, a predicted model, not a curated record
CCAUCGCUAGCGGAACAACUGAAGAAAGAGGAGCGCGUGCUGUGCUGGGUAAGGACCUAUCCGGAUAAUCACAGGCUCAGGGCACUGCACGUCAAGCGCACCUGAGGCAAACGUUGUAAUAUUCUGCUGUUCACGAGCUCCCAAUGGGAUGAUGAGCUGCCGACAGUAAAAUUGAAUUUGACUGAGGGACGGAAGUGUCUCUGGAUGAAAACAAAGGAGGCAUUCAAGUAUGUCUGCAAUAAUUACUAUAACGAUUCCGAUUGGUUCUUCAAGGCGGUGACCGAAAACAUGCGAUAUAGGCUAUAUCGAUAUGAUUCAGAGACGUUUACUUUGGCUGCAA